Molecule: messenger RNA, 1366 nt
Organism: Macrobrachium nipponense
Lineage: Eukaryota; Metazoa; Arthropoda; Malacostraca; Decapoda; Palaemonidae
Exons: 7
Coding region: 190-948 (252 amino acids)
Source: RefSeq, a predicted model, not a curated record
CAAGAAGAGAUCCAAGACAAUAUUAAUAUCCUGCCGGUUCACCGUCGUCAGUCGUCCUCAACCAGUGGCCGCGAUAGGAGGAGGUGACUGUGUUGUGUUAUUAUAGAUGUCGAUCUGUGUCAGCGAGUAUGAAGUUCUUGGGGCAAUGAGUAGUAGCUGGCAGUGAGAAGUGAGGUAUCCUUGACUCGUAUGCUUUCAUUUCGACUGCUAGUCAUGACUGCUAGCUUAUGUUUAUGCACCGUUCAACUUUACGCAGAAGCGGGACGACUCCCAGUGCUUCGAAGGACACCCACUAGGCAAAAUUUACCGACGAUCUCGCCACGCCCAGACGAGGGGAUGACCGUGGAGGAUGACUCAGCGUUACAGGAAAGUCAAGCUCGUUUGGAACUACGAAAUUCAGAGUCCCCAGUGGCGCUCGUGAUCGAUUUGGUGAAAAGAAAAAGACGAUCGGUCUUCGGACGAGAAUGCAGACAGGGAACCCGAGUGACUCACAGGCAGGAACGAACAGGGUCUUAUUCCAUCCGGCUGAAAGGCGAUCAUGCCCUCUACCUCACCUACAUCACGGCAACUUCCUCCUUUAGCGUCUCUCGACUCACUGGCAGUAAUAACGCAAGGUGCUUCCGGUUCCAUUACUUCACAUCGAGAAUUCUUUGCCAGUCCAGCGGUGAUCUCGUGAUGCUGGAGACGCAGGGGAGAAGGAACUUUUUCUCUCCUACUGUUGACAACGGGAUAACUGUGUCUAGCGGCCUCUCUGCGAGCAGUACGACACACAUAGAUUCCAGAUUCUUCCGAAUAUACAGAGAGCCAGGAGAGUUUCAUGACAGAAUCAAGCAUUUGGCGUCAGGUUCCUUCCUCUCGGCGACAGUAGAUAGAGUGGUGUUGGCCAACGCAACCUCAAACGUCUUCCCAGACGACAUGUUGUUCCAGAAGUUUCCCUGCACUUCUUGACCGCCGCAGGUUGCAAGAAUUCUCGCAAUUUUUAACUUCCAGUUGUGAUGUGUGGCUUUUAGUCUCUGACCGUGAGGUAACUUAGCAGCCAGAUGCGCUCUGGGUGGUACCAAGGCCAAUGGUACAAGAAAAACAGCUUCGCUGGCUGGAAGCACGUUCUAGGUGUAUUAAACUACACCGUGGCUGGAAGAAGGUUGAUCGUGUGCAAGGCCUUGAUUGUGUGUGACACUGGUAUCGGUGCUGAACACGAAUAUUAUAAUUACCCGGGUUACCGUUUUCUUCCAUAGUUAACAGGCCAGCGUAGUACUACCCUUUAGCAACAACCGAUACAAAGCGAUUGAUUCAGUCUCUGAGUCUCAUUACUGGAUAUCUUAUUAAUAAUUCUUGAGCAUUUCCAGAAUAAACUCGAAUUGUUAUA